Daphnia pulex (common water flea) is the source of this 1301-nucleotide messenger RNA. RefSeq names its product hatching enzyme 1.2-like. NCBI's taxonomy places the organism in Eukaryota, Metazoa, Arthropoda, Branchiopoda, Diplostraca, Daphniidae. The coding region runs from base 34 to 933 and encodes 299 amino acids. The record is from RefSeq and is a predicted model, not a curated record. Gene Ontology annotation, molecular function: zinc ion binding; metalloendopeptidase activity. Gene Ontology annotation, biological process: proteolysis. The transcript is spliced from 8 exons.
AAAGCUCAUUCCACGUUUGACGCACGACAGAAAAUGUCUCUGCUAGACAAACUGUUACUGAAGGUCCUGGCACUUUCCGUGCUAGUAAUCUCCACUCGGUUCGAAUCCGUCGCAGCCAAGCCCGUCCCGAAAAAUAACGUUUCAUACGAUGACGAGACCGACGAUUUCGAUAUCGGAGAACCACUUACUGAAGAGGAAUUCGACAGGGAUAUUUCAAUCAAAGAAGGAGAAGACGAGUCGGAAAAUUUCAUUCCAUGGGGCAGAAAACCUGUCGAGCAAUUUGACUGCGAUGUUAAUACGCAAACAGGGCGCAAAAAUUUCCUGAGCUCCAGGGAGCGUUGGCCGGAUGCGAAAAUUCCUUACGAAAUCUCAGCUACUUACACACCGGAGCAACGAGAGAUAAUCGCGUUUGGUAUGAAAGCGUUUCAUAACAAAACCUGCAUCCGUUUCGUUCGUCGAACCACUGAAGAAAAUUACAUCAGAAUCAAAAAGACGGGAAAAGGCUGCUGGAGUGACAUAGGUAUGACCGGCCUCAAACAAACGGUGAGUUUAGAUGACAGAUGCAUAUUAAGUGGGGCGCCGGGUGUCGUCAUCCACGAGUUGAUGCACGCCCUUGGGUUCCAACACGAACACCAGCGUCCAGAUCGUGACAAAUACGUGUCAAUUAAUAUCGAAAACGUCGAUCCCAGGAACAGAGAUUACUUCGAAAAAAUGAAGACAUGGGAUUUCAGAACCACCAGAUUUUCUUACGAUUACGGGUCCGUGAUGCACUAUCCAGCGAACGCUUUCGCUAAAGACACUGGCACUCCGGUCAUUAUACCAUUAAGAGGAAAACCUGCCAUAGGAAACCGGAGAAAUUUCAGCCCGCUGGACCUCAACAGAAUAGGAAAACUUUACUGCAAAUCGGCCAAUUCAACAUUGACUUUACAUUGACAGAAAAUUCACCACCGGCUGUUAUUUUUUACUUAAACGACGUUGUUAUUUGUUGAGUCAAUUUAAAAAAAAAAAAAAAAAGGUUGCAUUUAACGUUUCAAGAAUGAAUAUACUAAGCCAAGCCCUUUCAAAAAAUGAACGAAUCGCUCGAUGCAAAUAAUUUUGUGAUGACAAAUAAUAAAGGGAGAAAUUCAGGAAUGGGCGCAAAGCUUCUGUACUGUUCUAAAGGUCGUUGACACGAAUUACUUCUCGCUACACAUAAACUGCUGAAUUUAUCACAAUUAAUUCAAGUCAGAGCUGAGUUUGCCUAGUACUUUAGCUAUAGCGACGGAAGCUCGUGGUAUUAUUUGGAUUGACGCACUCGAUUU